Messenger RNA from Lobosporangium transversale, 375 nucleotides. RefSeq names its product Homeodomain-like protein. The transcript is spliced from 3 exons. The coding region runs from base 1 to 375 and encodes 124 amino acids. Gene Ontology annotation, molecular function: DNA-binding transcription factor activity, RNA polymerase II-specific; RNA polymerase II cis-regulatory region sequence-specific DNA binding. Gene Ontology annotation, biological process: regulation of DNA-templated transcription. Gene Ontology annotation, cellular component: nucleus. The record is from RefSeq and is a predicted model, not a curated record. Lineage: Eukaryota; Fungi; Mortierellomycota; Mortierellomycetes; Mortierellales; Mortierellaceae.
AUGAUUUCUAAACCUAGAUCAAUUAAGGGCCCUUGGACUCCCGAGGAGGACCGCCAGCUUCGGGCACUUGUAAACGAGUUGGGCGCUGAGAAGUGGGUUCUAAUUGCCAGCCGACUGGGCUCGCGCACCGGUAAACAGUGUCGUGAGAGAUGGCACAACCAUCUAGAUCCUACCAUUGACAAGUCUCCGUUCACCGCUAAGGAAGAUGAGCUAAUCUUUAAGCUGUUUGAGCAAUUUGGAUCGAAAUGGGCAGAAAUGUCCAAGCUUAUGCCUGGACGCCCGGAUAACGCAAUCAAGAAUCAUUUCAACACAUCUAUGCAACGUAAGCGUAGACGUCUCAGCUUACAGGACCCUUCAGGUAUGGAUAUAUUAUAA